AUGGAUGUGUCAUUUUACGGUGGGCAACAACCACUUUUACGAUACAUAAUCGUGAUAGUAGUCACCGCCCUGGUUUUGUUAUGGCCAAAAUUGAAAAGAUCGAGGAAUAUUCGGAAUCUGAAGCGCCGACACAACUGCGCAGAACCAGAUAAAUUUCCUCAUCAAAAUGUCCUAGACACUUAUCUAGCCCGUCUACAAGCUCAGGCAGUUCAAGAGGGCUACCUUUUCAGAUUAUAUAAGUCGCAAUUUGUCACUCACGGGAAAACUUUCUCGGAAGUUUGGCGUGCAGCACUAGCUGCGGAAGACUUUGGAAAGGACGCAGGCAGAGAAGCAGCUCAAUGGCCACUUUUGGAACCUAGUAUUUUCUCAGAUGGACCUGCUUGGAGCCUGUCGAACAAGUUUUUGGAUUUGAUUCCGGAAGAGGGACAGACAUUUGAUAUUCAACCAUUGCUGCAUAGGCUAUUCCUAGACACCUCCAUAGAUUUUAUCUUUGGACGCUCUUUGAAUGGACUGCAAGGCUCGCCUGAGAGUAUUGAGUUCACUGAAGCGUUCACUGCGGGGUUGAAAGGGAUCAGUGCUCGACGCGACGCACCAUGGUUCCAGUUCCACUACCAACGACUUAUUGAGGAUCCGAAUUGGAAGAAGUCAUACAAGACAGUCCACCGAUUUGUAGAUGAACAAGUAGAGUUGGCUCUUAAAGACACUGCGAAAACGGAUUCUGAUAGCGCACCCUCUGAUGGAAAGCGCUACGUCCUGUUGCACAAAAUGGCUAAGCAGAUCCGAGGUCCCAUUGCGCUUCGGUAUCACGUAUUAGGUUUCUUUGCGCCAGCACGGGAUGUGACAUCCAGGCUAGUAGCAAAUGCUCUUUUCCAGCUUGCUCGUCAUCCGAACGAAUGGAAAAAGCUUCGUCGCAUUUCGCUUGAACUAGGCGGUGCUUCGUUGUCAAUUGAAAAGCUAAAACAAUUAGCAGACUUCAGGAUCACCAGUAGUGCUUGGCACAUGGUGUAUGAACCACGACACGACAGCGAUAUUUGGGGUGAUGAUGUGGAGAGUUUUAGGCCUGAUCGAUUUGUUGGGCGUAAGAUGAAUUGGAAAUUCCUUCCAUUCUAUGGAGGUCCAAGAAUAUGCCCUGCUCAACAACAAGCUAUGGCUCAGGCUGCUUAUGUCUUGGUGCGGCUAACGCAGAAGUUUGGGGUGAUCGAAAAUCGAGAUCCAGAUUUAGAGUUCUUGCAAUUGAUCAAGAUGGGCGUUGAGAGCAUGAAUGGCGCCAAGAUUGCUUUCAUAUGA
Messenger RNA from Botrytis fragariae, 1287 nucleotides. RefSeq names its product putative cytochrome p450 alkane hydroxylase protein. Bases 1 to 1287 code for a protein of 428 amino acids. The record is from RefSeq and is a predicted model, not a curated record. Gene Ontology annotation, molecular function: heme binding; oxidoreductase activity, acting on paired donors, with incorporation or reduction of molecular oxygen; iron ion binding. NCBI's taxonomy places the organism in Eukaryota, Fungi, Ascomycota, Leotiomycetes, Helotiales, Sclerotiniaceae. The transcript has 5 exons.